AUGGAAAACCAAAGCAGCAUCAGUGACCUGCUUGUAAGUGCCUUUGACAACCUUCUUCAAGAUGACUUCAAAAGAUUUAGAGACAAACUAUCACACUCUGACUUUAAGGGGAAGGGUACCAUCCCCCGAGGUCAGCUGGAGAAUGCCGACAAAAUAGACACUAAGAACCUCUUGAUGAAAUUCUAUGGUGCAGAGACUGCAGUAGAUGUAACCGUAGAUGUUUUCAUUCAGCUCAAUCUCAGAGAUGCUGCUGAAAAACUCAGAGAAGAAAGAGAGAAAGCCUGGAACACCCUCCUGUGCCCCAAACAACCACCUGGUCACCCUUCUUACAGGGUGAAGUACAGAGAACAUAUAAAAAACAAAUACAGCGCAAUAAAAGACAUGAACUCUCGUCUUGGUGAGAAUGUGAAGCUAAACAGCAGAUACACAAAGCUGAUCAUUGUAAAUGAACAUCGUCACAAAAAACAGAGAGAAAAUGAAAUAAUGGCCUGGGGACGGAAACAUGCAGAAAUCAUGACUGAGCACGCUAGUCCUAUCACCAUAGGUGAUUUAUUUGAAACUGAUGGAAAUGGACAAUUACCACAAAUUGUGGUGCUGCAGGGAGCUGCAGGGAUUGGAAAAACACUGACAGCAAAAAAGAUCAUGUUGGACUGGGCAAAUGAAGAACUGUAUCAGAGCAGGUUUGAUUAUGUUUUCUACAUAAAUUGUAGGGAAAUUAACUUUGUCAGUGAGCAGGGAAGUGUUGAAGAUUUGAUCUUAAAGAAUUGUCCUGAUAAAAAUACACCAACUAAAGAGAUUCUGAUGACUCCAGAAAAACUCCUGUUCAUAAUUGAUGGCUUUGAUGAACUGAGAUUUUCCUUUAAUCAACCAGAAAGUAAUCUGUGCUCUGAUCCCUGUGAGAAGCAGCCAGUGGAAAUCAUACUGAGCAGUUUAUUUAGGAAAAAAGUGCUUCAUAAAUCUUACUUACUAAUUACAACAAGACCAGUUGCUCUGGAGAAUCUCUGGCAGUGUUUGGAAUGUGCACGCUAUGCGGAGAUAUUAGGAUUUUCUGAAGUUGAGAGAAAAGAAUAUUUCUACAAGUUCUUUGGGAAUGAAGAAAAAGCAAGAAAAUCCUUUAACUUUGUAAAAGAGCGUGAAAUGCUGUUCACCAUGUGCUUUAUUCCUAGUGUGUGUUGGAUCAUCUGCACUGUUCUGAAACAACAGAUGGAAGCAGGUGAAGAUCUUGCACAAACUUCCAGUACAAUCACUGGAGUGUACAUGCUCUAUCUCUUCAGUUUAUUAAAGGGUCACAUCAGCAUUUCAAAGCAACAGGUACAUGGUAACUUGAAGGGACUUUGCUCCUUGGCUGCAGAUGGACUCUGGAGGCAGAAAAUACUGUUUGAGGAAGAAGAUAUCAAGAAACAUGGCUUAGAUAAACCUGAUUCCCUCUUUCUGAAUGAGAACAUGUUUCAAAAAGACAUUGACUGUGAAUGUGUCUACAGCUUCAUUCACUUGAGUUUUCAAGAGUUUUUUGCAUCUUUGUUUUAUGUAUUGGAGAAAGAAGAAACAGUGGAAGAUCCAGAAACUGCUAUAUACCAUGUGAAAAAUUUGUUAGAAAAUUAUGAAAAAUCUGGAAAUUAUUCAUUAAUAGUGAGAUUCCUGUUUGGUUUUUUAAAUGAAGAGAGAAUGAAGGACAUGGAAAAAAAACUGAGCUGCAAAAUUUCACCCCUAUUUAAACCAAUUUUACUAAAGUGGGUAAAAACAAACUUUGCUAAAUGGGUGAUUGAGAGAUUUUUCCAACUUGAGGCAUUUCACUGUUUGUUUGAAAUUCAAGAAAAAAAAUUUGUAAGGAGUGCUAUGAAUCAUUUCACUGAGCUAAAAUUAACUUACCAUAACUUUACCAAAAUGGAUCAAAUUGUUCUUUCAUUCUGUAUAAAGAAUUGCUGUAAACUGGAGUCACUUUGUCUAAACAAGUGUACAUUUCAAAUUGAAGACCUGAAUGAAGAUUCCCCAGCACCAUCCAAGUGGUCACGUUGGGCACAGCAUCAGGAUAAGCCACAUCAUUCACCUAUUUACCUGCUCUGUCAAGCAUUGGAGGAUCCAAACUGUAAAUUAAAGACACUAAAAUUUACUGGAUGCUCUCUCACAGUCACUUGUUGUGAGGAUCUCUCCUCUCUUCUCAGUACCAAGCAGACCCUGACACAGUUGGACCUGGCGUUUAACCACCUCAGAGACCCAGGAACUAGGCUGCUAUGUGCGGGACUGAAAAACCCAAACUGCAAACUGCAGAAACUGAACUUGCGGGUUUGUUGUCUCACAGGCGCUUGCUGUGGGGAUCUCGCUACUGUUCUCGGAACCAGCCAGAGCCUGACAGAGCUGGAUCUGGGUUAUAAUAAACUGGGAGAUGCUGGCAUUCAGCUGCUGUGUGAGGGACUGAAACAAAACUGCAAAUUACAGAGUCUGCACUUGGACAAGUGUGGCGUCACAGCCCCUAGCUGUGGAACUCUUGCCGUUGUUUUCAGAACCAACCAGAGCCUGAGAAAGCUGGUGCUCAGUGAUCCUGAACUGGGAGAUUCUGGAGUGCGGCUACUGUGUAAGGGACUGAAACAUCCAAAUUGCAAAUUAAGGAGUCUGGUCUUGUCGGGGUGCGGUGUCACAGCUGCUGGCUGUGGGGAUCUUGCCGCUGUUCUCAGGAUCAGCCAGUGCCUAACAGAGCUGCAGCUCAGUAAUCCUGAACUUGGAGAUUCCGGAGUGCGGCUGCUGUGUGAGGGACUGAAACAUCCAAACUGCAAAUUACAGAGACUGGUCUUGCAGGGGUGUGGUGUCACAGAUGCUGGCUGUGAGGAUCUUGCCGCUGUUCUCAGAACCAGCCAAAGCCUGACAAAGCUGCAGCUAGGUAAUAAUGAUCUGGGAGAUUCCGGAGUGUGGCUGUUGUGUGAGGGACUGAAACACCCAAACUGCAAAUUAGAGAGUCUGCGCUUGUGGAAGUGCGGUGUCACCGACACUGGCUCUGGGGAUCUUGCUGCUGUUCUCAGAAUCAGCCAGUACCUGACAACGCUGGAGCUGGGUUAUAAUUAUCUGGGAGUUUCUGGAGUGCGGCUGCUGUGUAAGGGACUGAAACAUCCAAACUGCAAAUUAGAGAGUCUGCGCUUGUGGGGGUGUGGUGUCACAGCCGCUGGCUGUGGGGCUCUUGCCACUGUUCUCAGAACCAGCCAGAGCCUGACAGAGCUGGACCUCAGUUAUAAUCAAUAUAUAGGAGAUUCUGGAGUGGAACUACUAUGUGAGGGACUGAAACAUCAAAACUGCAAAUUACAAAGACUGGGGUUCACCCAUGUUGAUUUAACUACAGGAAUGCGGGCAGAGCUGAAUGCUGUGAAAAAGGUAAAACCUAAUCUGGACAUAGAAUUAUAGACAAGGUAUUGAACGGGAGCCACUGCACCAAGACAGCACUGGCCUGGCUGCCCUGCCACUAGCUGGGUCAGCAGCCAGGGACAGUUGAGAACCUGGCCCUCCUAAGAGGGAUCCCACCAUUCCCAGAGACUCCAUCAUCCUGGGAUCCAAUGUGGAAUUAUGAUUCUGUUCCAAUCGCUCAGUCACUCUUUGUUGUAUGUUUCUUCCCCCCGCCCCUACAGUUUUACACAA
Molecule: messenger RNA, 3621 nt
Organism: Terrapene triunguis (Three-toed box turtle)
Lineage: Eukaryota; Metazoa; Chordata; Testudines; Emydidae
Product: NACHT, LRR and PYD domains-containing protein 3-like
Exons: 13
Coding region: 1-3390 (1129 amino acids)
Cellular component (GO): cytoplasm
Molecular function (GO): protein binding
Source: RefSeq, a predicted model, not a curated record